AUGGAAACCCCAACCAUCACCUCUCCGCUUUCCUACAUUGCUCCUCGCAAUGUAAUCCCCAUUGCCUCUUUGAACUUCCACUCCUCCCUCCUCCCCACCCCAUACUCCAUCCUCGGCACCUCUCCCACCUCCAAACUUCUCUUCAUCAACGUCACCAUUCUCGACUCUACCGGUCGCGAUCCCUUUCCCGGUGAUGUAUUGAUAUGCGGAGAACGAAUUCGCUUCGUAGGUAUUCUCUCCAAUCUUGACCAAGAACAAUUACUCGAGGACCCAGAUGUGCAGAUAUUCGAAGGGAGAGGUCGCACAUUGAUGAGCGGACUAGGGGAUGCUCAUACACAUCUCACAUGGAAUGGAGGAGAUUUGAAUGCGCUUGAGGAAAUGGCAUGGGAAGAACAUAUGCAUCUUACGGCCAAGAGUGCGAAGUGUUAUUUGGACUCGGGUUAUACUAUGUGUUUUGGAGCCGCAUCCGCAAAAAAUGAUCUAGAUGCGGUCAUCCGCGAUGCUAUCAACGCGGGUGAAAUCCCCGGACCUCGAUACCUAGCUAAUGGUAUGGAGAUAGCGAGGAGAGAUGGAGAUUUAGUUCCGGGGAUCACGGCGUACGCCGAUGGACCUGAUGAAAUGAGGGAAGUUAUUAAAAACCACGUUCAUCUUGGUGUUGAUCAGAUCAAGUUGAGUAUGAGUGGUGAAGAGAUAACGGAAAAGAGAUCAGCUCAAGAUUGUUACUUCUCCGACGAAGAAACAUCAGCGUGCGUCGAGGAAGCACAUAGUCUCGGACGACGACUCUGUGCGCACGCACGAGCUCAAGAUUCUGUAAAAAUGUGCGUGAAACAUGGCGUUGACGUAUUAUUUCACGCAUCCUAUAUUGACGAAGAGGGCAUGGACAUGCUCGAAGCAAAGAAAGAUAAACAUAUUGUUGCGCCUGGAAUAAAUUGGUUGAUUGCAACUUUAAACGACGCCAGCGAAUUCGGAUACUCACACGAGAAAGCCUCGCAAGUAGGCUACCAAAAGGAACUCGACGCUGCCAUCCACGGACUCCAAGAAAUGCACAAACGAGGCAUCGUAGUUCUUCCAGGGGGUGACUAUGGAUUUGCAUGGACACCUCAUGGAACCUACGCGCGAGAUCUCGCCCAUUUCGUGAAUCUUCUCGGGUUUACUCCUAUGGAGGCUAUCGUCGCUGCUACUGCAGGAGUGGCUAAACUUUUCAUGAGAGAACAUGAGUUGGGAAAGAUUCAGGAGGGUUUCUAUGCCGAUUGUAUUUUGGUUGAUGGGAAUCCUUUGGAGGAUAUUACGAUUUUGCAGGAUGGGGAAAGGUUGAAUGUUGUUAUUAAUGGGAGAGUGCAUAAGGCAGAGGGAAGUGAGUAG
Botrytis porri is the source of this 1362-nucleotide messenger RNA. RefSeq lists its product as uncharacterized. Gene Ontology annotation, molecular function: hydrolase activity, acting on carbon-nitrogen (but not peptide) bonds. The transcript is spliced from 4 exons. NCBI's taxonomy places the organism in Eukaryota, Fungi, Ascomycota, Leotiomycetes, Helotiales, Sclerotiniaceae. Bases 1 to 1362 code for a protein of 453 amino acids. The record is from RefSeq and is a predicted model, not a curated record.